Molecule: messenger RNA, 1188 nt
Organism: Cuscuta campestris
Lineage: Eukaryota; Viridiplantae; Streptophyta; Magnoliopsida; Solanales; Convolvulaceae
Source: the annotation of a GenBank genome assembly
CAACAUAGUUUGGCCAAACGGAGAGGUAUUAUUUUAAGUACGGAGUACUACGGAGUAUAGUGCCGUGCCGCCGUGGGGGAGAGAGAGCGUCAUAGUUUUACCGGACAACGACGGUUGCCAUUUUCACGCCGCUCAUCGACACCACAACCGCCGGGGAAAAUAUUUACAGCUCCGUCUCUAUGGAACCUAAAUCUUCUGCGCUUGCAGCUCCCCUGAAUCCGAAGACUCCGAAUUUCCUGGCGAGUCCGGUUCCGAAGAAACGAGACUUCCUCCUCCGCCUCGAAGCCUACCUAUCCAAGCGAGACGGCGUCGACAAGCUGCUCAAAAUCUCCCGCUACGCCGCCAAGAUCGUCAUCGCCUCCUCCCUCCUCCCUCCCGGUGCCCCCCUAAACCACCGUCUCAAAUCCUUCGAAUCCAGCGUCGGCCUCAGCCGGAAAGCAUUCCGCCUCGGGAAAUUCGUGCAGGACCUCAACGCCCUCCGUUCCUCCUCAUCCUCCUCCUCCGCCGAGCAUCUCCUCCUCUCCCUUCUCGCAUAUGGGGGCGAGGGUUUAUACUAUUUCGUCGAACAGUUCGUCUGGCUGGGUAAAUCGGGCCUGAUCGACAAGAAACACCUGAACCGAUUGCAGAGAAUGAGCGCCUGGUGCGAGCUUAUAGGCUACGUUGGCAGUGUGAGCUUGAAGGUGAGGGAAUUACAGAGGAUCGCCGGGGACGAGACUCGUUUGGUUUCGAGUAUUGAGAUUGCUGCGGUUAGGGGUAUUGCCUGUGUAGAGGAGGAGGAGGAGAAGCUAAGGAAAUUGAGAGAGAAGAAAUUGAUGAAGAGGCUUUCGGUCUUGCAAGAUUUCGCAGAUGCUUUAAUGGCGGUAGCAGAUAUUAGAGAUGGCAAAGGGUUGCUUUCUGGGCAGCUGAUUGUCUCCUCCGCGGGGCUUUUUUCAGCCCUCAUCAGCACUCACAAGAAUUGGGUUUCCUGCUGAUCCCCCAAUCUACCAUUUCCAGGUAUGAGAUUCUUCUUGUUUUUUCAUUGCAGACUGUAAUAUUGUAAUUUGCAACACUUUAUGACACUCAUUUUGGAAAAUAAUGGAACUUGAUUUGCCUGUGCCAUGAUGUAGACUGAGUUAGAGUUCUUGUAUUUUUGUUUAGUAGUCUAUUUGAAAUUAGUUUGGAUUCUGUAAAUAAAUGUGAUUAUAGUGA